This is a messenger RNA of Musa acuminata AAA Group (dessert banana), 2276 nucleotides long. Its product is annotated as L-type lectin-domain containing receptor kinase SIT2-like. The coding region runs from base 65 to 2071 and encodes 668 amino acids. Gene Ontology annotation, biological process: defense response to bacterium; protein phosphorylation; defense response to oomycetes. NCBI's taxonomy places the organism in Eukaryota, Viridiplantae, Streptophyta, Magnoliopsida, Zingiberales, Musaceae. The transcript has a single exon. Gene Ontology annotation, cellular component: plasma membrane. Gene Ontology annotation, molecular function: ATP binding; carbohydrate binding; transmembrane receptor protein serine/threonine kinase activity. The record is from RefSeq and is a predicted model, not a curated record.
UCCAUGCAUCCUCCGAUCUCUUGCGAUAAAAAGACUUCGCUCGUUGCUGGUGGAAUUGUUCUGCAUGAUUGAGAUGCCAGCAAUGCUGCUCAAUACUUGGGUGGUCUGCCUGCUUCUCCUCCACCCAAGUCUUGCAGGUGGAAACCACGACUUCGUCUUCAAUGGAUUUGGGGGAUCCAAUCUCACCCUCGGUGGUGUCGCAUCGAUCACUUCCGGUGGUCUCUUGAUGCUCACCAACAACACCAAGGAGAAGAUGGGUCAUGCCUUCUACCCAUCCCCACUGCGCUUCCGAGAUCUGCCUAAUGCUACAGUCUUCUCCUUCUCCACCACUUUUGUCACUGCCUUCAUCUCAGAGUACGCCGAUUUUAGCAGCCAUGGAGUCGCCUUCGUAGUUUCUCCCACCAAGGACUUCUCCAGAGCCUUAGGGAGCCAAUACCUGGGCCUCUUCAAUCGAAGCAAUGAUGGCAAUUCAAGCAAUCAUGUAUUGGCGAUUGAGCUCGAUACAAUCAACAACCCCGAAUUCCAAGAUAUCGAUGACAAUCAUGUCGGCAUCGAUAUCAACAGCUUGACAUCCAUGGACUCCCACACCGCUGGUUAUUAUGCUGAUGACACCGGCCUGUUCAAAAGCUUGAGGUUUAGCAGUGGCCAAGCCAUGCAAGUUUGGAUAGAUUACGACGGUCAAGAGAUGCUCCUGAACGUUUCCUUGUCUCCGAUCCCGAUGGCCAAACCCCAUAAACCCCUCUUAUCCACUGCCAUCGACCUCUCGAGCUUGUUAUCGGAAUCCAUGUAUGUCGGAUUCGCCUCAUCCACAGGUCCUGCCUUAACAUCUCAUUACGUUCUUGGUUGGAGCUUUACGUUGAAUGGAGCAGUAGCUCGAGCUCUCGACUACUCCUUGCUGCCUUCGCUUCCUCGUACGAAAUCAAAUGUUAGAUCAAAAGUAUUGCACAUCGGGCUGCCCUUAGCGUCCAUCACACUUGUUUCUGUGAUUGUAGUAAUUGUCGUUUUCAUCGUGAGAUGGAAGAUCAAGUAUGCAGAGCUCCUGGAAGACUGGGAGCUCGAGUACGGACCUUAUCGGUUCUCGUACAAAGAUUUGUUCGGAGCCACGAAAGGUUUCAUGGACGAGGAGCUGCUCGGAAGGGGUGGGUUCGGAAGGGUCUACAAGGGGGUGCUUCCGUAUUCUGGAUCAGAGGUCGCGGUGAAAAGAGUGUCUCACGAAUCAAAACAGGGUAUAACAGAGUUCAUAGCAGAGGUCGUCAGCAUCGGUCGUAUCCGCCACCGGAAUCUUGUUCAGCUGCUCGGCUAUUGCCGACGCAAAGAGGAGCUGCUGCUGGUGUACGAUUACAUGCCCAAUGGCAGUCUCGAUAAGUUUCUGUACGACCAAGAGAAGCCUCCUCUGGAUUGGGCGACACGGUUCCGGGUCAUCAAAGGCGUGGCAUCAGGCGUUCUGUAUCUACAUGACGACUGGGAGCAGGUUAUAGUCCACAGAGACAUCAAGGCGAGCAAUGUGUUGCUCGACAGCGAAUUGAAUGGAAGACUGGGUGACUUCGGCCUAGCAAGGUUAUACGACCAUGGAACCGAUCCAAAGACCACCCGCGUCGUCGGAACCAUCGGUUAUCUUGCUCCCGAGCUCGCUCGAACCGGCAAGGCGACCACCGUCACCGACGUGUUUGCGUUCGGCGUCUUCCUCCUCGAGGUUGCUUGCGGGAGGAGGCCGGUGGAGCGGAUGGCGGCGGAGGAGCAGUUGGUUCUAUCGGAUUGGGUGUUGGAUAACUGGAGGAAGGGGACGAUACUGGCAACGAUGGAUCCAAGGCUGGGGGAUGACUACGCGGUGGUGGAGGUGGAGCUGGUGUUGAAGCUUGGAUUACUGUGCUCGCAUCCACUUCCCACAGCAAGGCCGAGCAUGCGCCAAGUCGUGCGCUACUUGGACGGCCAUGCACCGCUCGCCGAACUCUCGCCCACGUACCUCAGCUUCAGCGCUUUUGUGCAGGUUCACAACGAAGGUGCCGAUGACCAUAUCACGUCGUAUACUUCGUCGGUGGCUUCUGCAUCGGUUAUCUCCGGAGGUCGAUGACAGAGGAGGACAUGGCUAUGUGUGUAUAGAUUGCAAAUGCUGUGCCGUGCCUGUAGAUUCCUCUCAUGUCUAACCUCCUGCAGAAACUGGAGUUGGAAUCCGACUUGGCUCAUCUUAGAGGUGUUGUUGUCGUGAUCUAUGAUUCAUGCAAUUUGUAACUUAGUGUAGAACAAAACGAAAACCUCAAUCGAGUCAUGUAUUUAAU